AUGUGGUCCUUCGGCACGACGAUGACUAUCGCGAAUGACGAUCAGGAGCGACAGCGUUCUACAAUUUCCGCCACACCCCCUGCCGCAGCAGCUCAGCAAGUCGUUGCGCCGGCUGACCUCACACCCCCAGCCAGCACACGACCAGAUACACGGUCCCCCAUACUCUCGCAGCGAUCUUUGAGUCAGCUGGGGAUAUUUUUCGCUGGUGCAGGCUUCUUGGCUCUCUCAACCGCCAUCACUCGACGUGCCAUAGCAAGAAAACACAUCUCUGGUAUACCGUUAUUCUACGAACAGAGCAACAACCCAGUCAGUAAAAUCACAGGUGAUGGUGGCUUCGUAGCGGUGGAGGCGCUCGGGCUGGCCACACUCAACACAAUGUCCUUUGGUAUUAUGGCGACAGGCGGGGUCUCCUGGGCCUUCGAUAUCUCGAGUGUGGGCGAGUUACGGGCAGCAGCGCAGAAACACACAAGGGCAAAUCUUGGCGAGGCGGAUGAGGCUGCCGAGCAAGAGAUCGCCAAGUACUUUUCCGAUCUCUUGGAGGGGAAGGACCAGAAAGAAGGCAAACCGUCCUUGACCGAGGCAUUCAGCAAGUUGUUGAAACAGCCAGAAACGAAGGUGGAUCAGCAGCCAGAACCUGGAUCUGACGCUUCUAAAGACAGCUGA
Truncatella angustata is the source of this 663-nucleotide messenger RNA. RefSeq lists its product as uncharacterized. The record is from RefSeq and is a predicted model, not a curated record. The coding region runs from base 1 to 663 and encodes 220 amino acids. Gene Ontology annotation, cellular component: mitochondrion. The transcript has a single exon. Lineage: Eukaryota; Fungi; Ascomycota; Sordariomycetes; Amphisphaeriales; Sporocadaceae.